AGAUGGCGGAAAAAGUGGAACCUGCCGUCCAUCGGAUCAGUCGUGAAGAUGCCGUAACGAACAGACACAACAAAGAAGAUUUCCAUUCGAGGGAGAAGCGGAAUGCUUCGCCGGAUCAUCAGCAGACGAAAAAAUCAAAGAAAGAUUUUCCUACGAGGACGCUGGUGUCCUCGACGAAGACUAGCAUUUCAAUGAAGCUGGGGGCUGGUUCGAUAAAACAGAAUUUACAAUCUGAUAAAACAGCAACAUCAAGAGGGCUUACUCCAAUAACUAUGAAGAUAGGUUCACAUAAGCCUAAAGAACAUAAUACAAAGCUUAUACAUAAAAAGGGUGUAGUAGCCAAUGUAUUCGGUGAAGAUAGUGAUGAAGAUGUAGAAGAGAUGCCCCCUGAAGCCAAGAUGAGAAUGAAGAACAUAGGAAGGGAGACUCCAACUUCAGCUGGACCUAAUUCCUUCGGUAAAUCGAAGCAAGGGUUUUCAGAUGGUCGAGGAGUGUGGGACAGAAAAAUCAAAUCAUUAGAAAAAGCAGAAGACACCACGACCAAUGUUUAAACUGUAUUUCUGUUGUUUGUCAUAUUUAAAAUUAUUGAACAGUUGACCCAUACCAAGCAAGUUAUUUGAUUGUUUCCAUGCUUGUUUAAGAAUCCAGUGUUACCCGUAUAUAUGAAGGUUGCAAAAGAGGUGAUUUACCUUGUGAUUAGUUUACUAAUCAAAUUAAUGUACAGUAUUUUCUGUUAUGGAACCUAAUAAAGGAUAUUAGGUGAACUUAGAAA
Saccoglossus kowalevskii is the source of this 772-nucleotide messenger RNA. RefSeq names its product PEST proteolytic signal-containing nuclear protein-like. The record is from RefSeq and is a predicted model, not a curated record. Gene Ontology annotation, biological process: protein ubiquitination; proteasome-mediated ubiquitin-dependent protein catabolic process. Lineage: Eukaryota; Metazoa; Hemichordata; Enteropneusta; Harrimaniidae. Gene Ontology annotation, cellular component: nucleus.